CUUUCAGAUUCAAAUAUCUAGUGGUCCAACCCAGGUACUUGUUAUACGGCUAGCUAGGAAGAAGACUGCUAAAGUGCAUAUAAACGGAAGCUUGUAAAAUGUCGCUCGAAUCCAAUGGAGUUGAGCGAACGGAUUAUCCGUGGAAAAAAUGCGUGGUUGAAUACAGCUCGAUGACCAUCGAUGAAGAGGAAUAUCGGAAGACAGCCAAGAGUGACCCUCUGUGGGCCAAUGUCAAGUCGAUCAAGGAAAAACACCCCAUGAUCUGGGAGGUCUAUAAUUCACAGGUGACUGAACUGGUGAAGGAGGAAGAGAAGGUGUGGGAGUCGGAGGAAACUAAGAAGAAACCCUACUGUAGAUUCUACAACGACAGGGCCUACAUUGUACUCUGUUGGCACAAGGCUGCAAUUACAUUCAUUCAUGAUCUUCACAUCUGGGUGUCUAAGCAUUGUUCAAGCCAGGAUUACAAAUUAGCAACCAUCAAGGCAGARCAGCUCAACCUGUUUCUUGACGAGAAGCCGAUCUUGCACCGCGAAAUUCAGCUCGAAGAAUCUGACACCUUUCACACUUACUUCAAGGUUGAAGUGAGGAGAAAACCAAAAGACAAAAGCGAGGCCAAAACGAAGUAUGACAAAUGUUGCCUUCUUCAAUUCCACGAAGAGGAAGCUGGACUGAAAGGAAAGAAGAAGCAAUGGAUGGUAGAGAGGAAAUUCCUUCAAGGGAACUUGUGCUCUGAUGACGUCUUUGUCAUCAUGAACGAAUACUUCAUGUACCUGUGGGAAGGCAAAAAAAGCAUCAAGGAAGAGAAGGACGCUGCUGAGGAAUAUAUCAGGCAGAAAGAGCGUGCUUCCACACUAAGGUUCAAGUCAGUUGUCAGGGACAGUUUCGAAGACAAAGAUCAUCCUGCUUAUCACCUCUUUCCCACCAARGGAAAAACUUAUAAAGCAACACCGGACAACACACCAAAAAACCCCAUCAAGAGGCUUUAUUAUUUGACGAACAAUAAUGGCAAGCUGCUGAAUCGUGCUAUCGAAGACACCAGGACAAUUUGCAAGUCCAACCUGACCAGCAAUUGCAUCUAUCUCUUGGAYACGGAAUCUCAACUUUAUGUCUGGAUCGGUAGCGAAGUCAGCUAUCAGGAACGAUGCCGAGCCCUCUUUGUUGCUGAGACUCUGGUCAACGAAGAGAACCCAUAUCUCUUCUUUGAUCGUGCCUUGAUGCGUUAAUCAAUAUUAAUUGAAUCAGUCUCCAGAACCAGAGCCGUCCCAUUCUUCAAUAACAACACUCUUURCAACUUAAAAACAAUUUAAGAAAAACACAUUAGCUUACGAUAAAAUACUAAUAAAACUUAGCUUACGAAGUUAGAAUAACUACAAUCGCCUAAAAAACUGUUCCAUGAUCAAURCAUUUAAGGAUAUAGUUCUUGCACUGUAUCGAGAGUCGAUUAAACCAAAAAAGCAUGCAGUCAUUAGUUAAGUUUGUAGUUAUCAUAGCACACUUUCUYAUUUUAUGACUUAAAUUUCCUCCAAAGCCGAAUGUAAAAACCUUUUCGUACCUAGAUCUUACUCGUUAGACGAUUUGGAAAAUGAGUAGGGUUUGGGUACGAAAAUGCAUCCAAUUCCCAUUCUUUUCCCAGAUCCUCCUCGGUUGUCGUUCCUUCCCCUUUGACGGRGAGGAGCGACAACCGAGGAGGACCUGGGAACGAGAAUGAUCCUAUUCCGCAUCAAGUGAUUCUAUUGCUUUAAGACGUACAAAAAGGCACGUUGGAUUAAAAAAAAGCCCAGGGCUCAGGAGGUCUACGCCAAACAAUAAAUCUCUCAAACCGUGAGAACCUGGGACCUGCUUUUGAAAAUAGCCUACAACUUUUCGCUCCAGGGUUUUUCGAAGUAGAUCUUUCCACUAAAACGCGACUAAAUACGACUAAAUACCCCCCCCCCCCCCUUGGAAGUUGAAAGUAUACCACAUUGCAUCACGAAAAAUUAAGCUAUCAGAUAAGGCUGGCACAUGUCUUUCUUUAUGUUUUUAUCAAAACUAUAGUUAAAAUAUGUUUCUACAUAGAGUACUACGUGUCGGCUAGGACUGAUUUCCAGUUUUUCUCGGCUGAAAAUCAGGUUUGGCCGCAUUAUUAGAAAUGCUCUAACGAUAUCAGUGUCUUUAUCUACUAACUCGUAGAUCACGCGAUCAAAUGGCUGGGAUAAUAAAACCGGUGGUGAAAAUAAAAAUAAAAAUAGCAUAAGUUGCGCAAUUGAACUGUUGAAUUAAAGAAAACAAUACUUCUC
Molecule: messenger RNA, 2276 nt
Organism: Actinia tenebrosa (Australian red waratah sea anemone)
Lineage: Eukaryota; Metazoa; Cnidaria; Anthozoa; Actiniaria; Actiniidae
Product: gelsolin-like protein 2
Biological process (GO): actin polymerization or depolymerization
Cellular component (GO): cytoplasm; actin cytoskeleton
Molecular function (GO): actin filament binding
Source: RefSeq, a predicted model, not a curated record